UGAUUUACAAUUAUAAUUGGAGAGUAAGUCUGUUAACUACAAUCGUAGCUUUCUUUUUUUCAUUAUGCAGCCAACAACUGUGCGUAGUGACGUAAAAUAGCCACAAAUGCACACAACGAUGGCAAAGAUUCCACUCCAUUAUAAGUUAUUUGUAUUUGUUUAAUUGUACUAUAGUAACACUGUGGGCGGAAUCUCGAAGUCGCAUUAUGGGGCCACGAGAUAGAGUAAUCCGACACAACAUGGAGAAGCCUAUUUGCGGCCUAGGGUAGAGGGCAGAAUAAGGAAAACUACCACAUGCUGUGUGCGCGGGCGCUUUGGAGACCAAGCCCCUUAAUAGAAGCGCUCCACCGAAAAUUGAGCGUUUGUCGACCAUCGUCAGCAACAACCCUUAGUGUUCGUCAUGCAAUUAGUGUUUUGAAUACUACAGGACCCUGAGUCUUUCCACACAAGUCGCUUUUGAAUUGCAAUUUCUCCAGUGUUUUGAAUGGUUCUGGUUGAAGUUGACCGGAAGCUUUCAUUGUUGCCUGCAAGCGAAACGGCAACGUCUGCUGGAGAGAGGUGCCGCUUGGUUUCACCUCUCAUCAACCUUUCUACGGAACGUUACGGCAACUGAUUUUUACCAAGCAUGGCAUGGACAUAAAGUGAUCGACCAAUAUGACCUAAACUGUACUGCGUAGGCCUAGGCUACUCAUAUUUCGGUCUAGUGUGUUUUGUUUGGUCGCCCGGCCUGUGAUUGAUUGCAGAUCUGAAGCCACAGCAACAACUUUACCAAAAGCUAAGAACGCGGCUCAGCUCCGACGAAUGGAAUCGCAGUUCUUCUUACCGGGUUGAGGGAUAUGUGAUUGUCCAAUCAACAAGAGCCGGUUAAAAUAAUCCUUCCAAUGGUUAUUCUAGAGAGGGGUGGGACUACACGACAAAGCAAGUAGCGAAGCGCCAAUCCAAUGUUCCCGAAUGGAAAUAAACGACAGCCUACUGAUUAUUGUGCUGCAAACUAAAAUGUUGAAAUAGUCAUUUGUGAUUCAUUAUAUUCGUAUUUUGGUUUACAUUUCAGGAUAUCCCUUGGUACAUUUAUUUAUUUAAGUGUUGCAUAUCCAUGGUUAGCUGGCUAUGUUGAUUUUUUAUUGUUGAUAUUGUUAAACCACUUAUAUUAUACAUUUUGGUUUAAGUAGGCAAUUGCUCCAGUGUGAAGUCGCUGUACGCAGACUACAGGGUGGUGCUGUGCCUCGUCAGGGAGGGCGAUGGAAAGGAGCGGUGGAGAGAGAGGUGGCGAUGAGAAGCUCACCCGCCGCGACCUGUUUGCCUGGCUCCGCAGCUACCUGCACGGAGGCACCUCCAGCCUGCUGUCUACGCUGACCACGCUGGUCACGUUCCCCGUCUACAAGACCGUGUUCCGCCAGCAGCUGCACAACACCCUGCUGCGCGAGACCCUGGCUCAGCUCUACAGGGAGGGCCCUCGCAAGCUCUACAGGGGGGUGGUUCCCCCCUUGCUGGCGAAGACGCUGCAUGGGACCCUUCUCUUCGGCCUCCACGACACCUUCCUGCACCAGCUGUUGGCACAGGGCGGAGGCUCCGUGCCCCUCGUCGCCCUGCAGGUCCUGGCAGGUGUGGGCACGGGGGUGGCGGAGGCCCUGGUGUUCACUCCCUUUGAGCGCGUGCAGAACGUGCUGCAGAACGGGGGGAACGACCACAGCCUGCCCACCCUCCGGAGCGUGCUGCUGCGUCUCCGCGGCGAGAGCGCGGCCGCCGGCUUCUACAGGGCGGCGGUGCCCGUGCUGGCCCGCAACGCCCUGGGCAACAGCCUGUACUUCGGGCUGAAGGACCCCAUGCGGGACGCUCUCCGGGAGCGGGGGCUGUCCCCUGGGGCGUCCUCCUUCAUGUCGGGCAUGGUCAACGCCAUGGCCAUAAGCCUGCCGCUGUACCCGCUCUCGGUGCUGGUAGCGAACAUGCAGGCGCAGGUCGGGGGGGCUGGGGGAGGGGCCAGGCAGUGCUGGGCGGAGCUGUGGGAGACCCGGCAGCGAAGGGUGAGCCUGCUGUACCGGGGCGGCUCCCUGGUCAUCCUGCGCUCCUGCCUCACCUGGGGCAUCACCACCGCCAUCUACGACCGCCUGGAGAGACGUAGCGGUUAAUGGCGGAGGAGAAGGGGGGACACACAACCCAAAUACCCCACCCCUCCAUCCCUCCAGUCUGGGGUGAUUACAUGCCACCUAUCAGUCCUGUCUCUGAGGUGCCUUUCACUGUGUCACCAAGUAUGAAUGAUCUGAUCAUCUUGUCAGUGUAAGAAGGACCUGCUCUUAAACCAGGUUCUUAAAAUUGCAUGUUUCUCACAUUGUGGCAUGUUUAUUUGUUGUGAAUGCAUUGUUUUGUACGAACAGUAUUUAUAUUGUUGUCAAGUCAGAGUACUUCCUCUCUAUCUUUCUGGUUUUAAGAAUUUUACAUUAACCAUACCGUCACUGCCAUUUCUAUGUUCUGCACUCUGGAAGUGCCUUAAAAUGAUGUGUUCGCUCAGGGUUUGCUUAAUUCAGUGCUUCUGCCCAUUGAUGAUUUAUAUUAGGUGGCAACUGCCUUGAAAUAAAAAUCCAUGUAUGAUUUGAGGUUUAUUUGGGGUUAUUUUAAUAAUAUUAAUAUUUCACAUGAUUUACUUCCUUUACCAAGAGUAUUUGCACAAUCAUCUGUCUGGUUUAUGUACUGCACACUACUUUUAUUUUGUUUGGGGCAAAAAUAGGUGGAGCUCUCAGAAUAAAGAAAAACCUUUUGUUUUUGCUGGACAAAGUAUGGUUUGGCAUUUGGGAUUUAUUUUAUUUAUUUAUUAUUUUAUUAUUUAAUUUUUUUACAUUACUUACACAUAACAUUCAUAUUAUGUCUGUAUUCUAUGCAGUGUUUUUUCUCCAGAGCUUGUCAGUAGAGGGCACUGCUGUACACACGCUGUAUACAGCUGAACUAAUGUUCAAUGCACCCGUCUAUGUAUUGUUAUAUAUUAGCACUAUUUCUUUUUACUUUUUAGUUUUGAAGAAUUGUUAUUACCUUAUAGAGGUUGUGUAAAAGUACAAAGAUGAACAUUUGUACGCAUCAAUACUGUAUACUAAAUCUGAAAUUGCUGCUAAAUGCAUCUGUUAAAAGCCUAAAUGUAAUGUAAGUUUUCGGGUUACCUCUGAGUGUGCAUCCCUGCCGUUUGCUUGUUAAUCAGAUGUUUCCCCCUGGCAACACAUAUGUGCUAUGCAUAUAUUUUAUUACAAUGUUAGUGCUAAGUGUCUUGAGAGAAUUGUAUACUACCUUUACUCAACAGUAGCUCAUACCAUAAGCUGUGGCCAUGGGGUGGCGAUGUUGUAAAUAUUAAAGUAGUUGAAUAAGACAAGAAAUUCAAUUGUAUUUUAUGAUCUUAUAAAAUAAUUCAUACUUAAUUGAACUGAAUAUUAUGUAAUACAUAUGUGCAAGAUGUGAAGUGUGUUUUUAAGACAGUAAAAAGGGCGACGCCUUUAUGUGCUCAAAUGAUAGUCUUCAUAUUUUGAAGGACUUUAGGUCUGGCCAAUAAUGAAAAUGAGAUGGCGUGAAUGGACCAAUGACUGAGAAUGGGUUGAUACCUAUGUUAAGGUGGUGUAGGGCGUGCUGUACUAUUUAAACCGCUUGUCUCUGACGGAUGUCACAGAAGUACCUCUAAGAAGGAAUUUACGGUCCAAUCGCUAACUGAUAA
Molecule: messenger RNA, 3688 nt
Organism: Anguilla rostrata (American eel)
Lineage: Eukaryota; Metazoa; Chordata; Actinopteri; Anguilliformes; Anguillidae
Product: solute carrier family 25 member 53-like
Exons: 2
Coding region: 1239-2126 (295 amino acids)
Cellular component (GO): mitochondrion
Molecular function (GO): NAD transmembrane transporter activity
Source: RefSeq, a predicted model, not a curated record